Messenger RNA from Dicrocoelium dendriticum, 1867 nucleotides. The record is from the annotation of a GenBank genome assembly. NCBI's taxonomy places the organism in Eukaryota, Metazoa, Platyhelminthes, Trematoda, Plagiorchiida, Dicrocoeliidae.
CUUUGGAUAUGGGUGCUAGUCGCAGUCUUCUCUCAACCCGAUACGCAGUUCGGUGCCGCAGUCCAUCCAGCUGACUGAUGCAGGCCGAUGGUAGACGGACUAGGAAGUCCACACCUGUAAAGAAUGCUUUGUUUGUGGGCGCGAUGCACAAGCGUCGCGCUACUGGUCGCCCGCUUCACGAAGUCAACGUACUUGCGUCUUCCUCUGUAGAUAGUUUAGCUAGUUCUAUAGCAGAUGUCCAUAGACCACCUUCUCUCAGUUCCACAUACGAAAUAUCAGGGCGAUCCAGAAAUUCCGGGCGACAGCAUACGUCGCAGAGUUUCAGAAUGUCAACUCCCGUCCGUACUUCCGAAACGCCUCCCAGGUAUCGCACACGGAAUCGUUCGCGUCAAGAUGAUAGUUCAAGUCAUGAUAGAUCCAGAAGCAUAUUGUCUUCGGCUGGAAGUAAGCGGCGGUUUCAUCCAGAUUACGAUCCACUGAUCGAGAUUCGUCGCGCGAAAGAGAGACUUGAGCGAUACAGAGCCAAGGAUGAUUGGAAUGCAGAUCUUCUGUUGAGUGACGAUGCUAAUGAAGACCUCCUUCGCUACGAGGAGAAACUUAGACGCCGACUUGCUAGCCGGGGUCAGCUAAUGGAAUCAGUUGAAUUGGAGCGGCGUCAAUUGGAGCUGCUUCGUAGGCAAAAGGAUAUCGAUAUGGGCAAGGUUACCGAACGCUACGCAGAGUACGUGCUUAGCAUACCUAAACCCGAACGUGCUCGUCAUCAUCCUCGGACUCCAAACAAAUUUCGUAAGGUGUCUCGGCGCGCCUGGGAUGGGAUGAUUCGCAAGUGGCGUAAACAUUUGCACAAUUUUGACGACGCGAAUUUCGAGGAGAGUUGGCGAUCCCUUUCCUCAUCGUACGUGAGCGGUGGAACUACACCUAGCUACAGUAUGAGUGGUGCAUCAUCCGAUCAAGAAAAUUUUAAUCCUGACGAUCUGCGACCUUCGACCUCCGCCAGGAAAUGUGAACGUAAGCUGACCUCUUCGCCUUCAGUCAGAACCAAAACCAGGCAGAGUGGUUUUUCACAUAUACAGCCAAAGACAAUAGAUGACGACGAAGAUACUUUACAGGCACUCCCCACUGCAUACAGGCAUGGCACGGAGCUUUCUACUGUUCCUCCUCUGGAAGACGAAGACACACUAUCUGCUAUGCCAGUUUUGGCGGAGAGCUCCUCGUCUAGACGCAGAAUCACUCGCAGUUUACACUCAAAGUUUUCGCGCGGUCUCUCCCCGGAUGUCUUGCACAGUGGGUUAACCAAUGAUAUGUCCGACUUUUAUCGCUCAUCGACCGCCUCCAAACGUACAGCAUCCCAUGUCGGCAUGGAUCCGGCGAAAAUCGAGCAGAAUCCAGUAGAUGUCAGCAGCUUGACGGACUUUCCCAAGCUCAAAGCUGAUCCUGAGUUGACGCCGGCCUCACCGUCAAAACGUGCCAGGCGUGGCAUAUUGUCUCAGAUUGGAUUGGACGGAUCAAACGUUUAUCCUCCAGGAUCCAGCAUUCACAAGUCUUGACUACCUCCACCCUUCCCAAAGAGGCAUUUAUCUCAUUUACGGAAGCUAUUUUACAGUUACCGAACUUUCCUCAAUGUUCGUUGUCUUUCCUUUUCGUUGCUCUUGAACUUUGCUCUCUUGGUGUCUUCCGUUCACCCGGACUUUACUGCACGGCAUGUACAGUCCCCCGUCCUGGAAGCUCACGACCGGUGGUGAAUCAUCUCACGUGAUCUAGUCUAACGCAGUUUCACGGGACCGUUUUCACGUUCUUUUUCUAUGAUGUAUUGUCAGCUGAUUUAUGUUCCCACUGGCCUUUAUACUAUACAUUUUUGUGUAUGUGA